Neurospora crassa OR74A is the source of this 2847-nucleotide messenger RNA. RefSeq names its product kinesin family protein (gene kin-3). Gene Ontology annotation, biological process: cytoskeleton-dependent intracellular transport; microtubule-based movement. Gene Ontology annotation, cellular component: kinesin complex; microtubule. Gene Ontology annotation, molecular function: microtubule binding; ATP binding; ATP hydrolysis activity. NCBI's taxonomy places the organism in Eukaryota, Fungi, Ascomycota, Sordariomycetes, Sordariales, Sordariaceae. The transcript has 2 exons. The record is from RefSeq and is a predicted model, not a curated record. Bases 294 to 2324 code for a protein of 676 amino acids.
GUGGAAGUUGUGCCGUGCCGUAGGGCGCAACGAGCCUUUCCCUUACACACGGCAGGUACCUAGUCACACAGCUUCCACUUACAGCUACCUCUACCUCUACCACAGCAGCAGCAGCAGCAGCAGCAGCGAAGUCACUACACCUAGGUGCCUCGACCUCACCUGCCUUUGUCAGUGUGGGUGGGCACCUCAUCCAGGUUGGUGGUCUUCAAUAAGUGGAAGCAGCAGCACCCCUCCCCAGCUCCCGCCCUACUACCUUACGACUCGAUCAUUCAAGGAUAGCAUCCAUCUCUUACAUGUUCAACCUUCUUCAACUGCGCUUUCGCAACACCAUUGUGGAUAUCGAAGAUACUUUAUACGACAUAUCUUUGGAGCCGCGCCUCAUGCCGAACUCCCUCGACGUCCACCAGCGGCAGACCCGCUCCAAUGUCUCGACUCCGACUUUGCGUCCUCGAGAUGAUACGGCUUCGUCUUUCGUUUCCAAGGAUCCCGGGGCAAAUGUUCGGGUGGUGGUGAGAGUAAGAGCAUUUUUGCCUCGCGAACUCGAGCGCAAUGCUAAAUGCAUUGUUGAGAUGGACCCGGCAACAGAACGAACAUCCCUUCUGGUUCCCCAGGAGACAGACUUCGCUAAUGCUCGAGGUGCCCGGUCUCGCAGGGUACUGGAGGAGAAGUCGUUUACCUUUGAUAAGAGCUUCUGGAGUCAUAAUACAGAAGACGAGCACUACGCGACACAGGAGCAUGUCUACGACAGCUUGGGCGAGGAAUUUCUCGAUCACAACUUCGAAGGAUACCACACCUGUAUCUUUGCCUACGGUCAGACUGGCUCGGGGAAGUCUUAUACCAUGAUGGGAACGCCCGAUCAACCCGGACUUAUCCCCAGAACUUGUGAAGAUCUGUUCCAGCGCAUUGCUUCCGCCCAGGACGAGACGCCCAAUAUCAGCUAUAAUGUCAAAGUCAGCUAUUUCGAAGUUUACAAUGAACAUGUGCGAGACCUUCUCGCUCCUGUCGUGCCCAACAAGCCGCCAUACUACCUCAAAGUCCGCGAAUCUCCUACCGAGGGUCCAUAUGUCAAAGACCUGACCGAGGUUCCCGUGCGAGGUCUCGAAGAGAUCAUCAGGUGGAUGCGUAUUGGCGAUAGAAGCCGCACAGUAGCCAGCACCAAGAUGAACGACACCAGUAGCCGCAGCCAUGCCGUCUUUACUAUUAUGCUCAAACAGAUCCACCACGACCUAGAGACAGAUGAUACUACAGAGCGCAGCAGUCGUAUCCGCCUUGUCGACUUAGCUGGCAGCGAGCGAGCAAAGUCCACCGAGGCGACUGGCCAACGCCUCCGUGAAGGGAGCAAUAUCAACAAGUCCCUAACCACUCUGGGGCGUGUCAUCGCCGCACUUGCCGAUCCGAAGUCAAGCGCAAGCCGCCCUUCUUCUCCCGUAAAAUCCGGAAGAGGACGAACGCCAGGGCCAGCCAACUCCGUGGUCCCCUACCGUGACAGCGUUCUCACCUGGCUCCUCAAAGAUUCCCUUGGCGGCAACUCCAAAACCGCCAUGAUAGCCUGCAUCUCCCCCACCGACUAUGACGAGACGCUCUCCACGCUCCGCUACGCCGACCAAGCCAAGCGCAUUCGUACCCGUGCCGUGGUCAAUCAAGUCGAUGGCGUCAGCGCCGCUGAGCGCGACGCCCAGAUUGCCGCCAUGGCUGCCGAGAUCCGCCAGUUACAGUUGGUUGUGAGCGACAGCCAAACCCGUGAAAAGAGCGCUCUCGACGCCGAACAGCAGCUCGAGGAAUAUCAAGCGCGUGUCCGAGGCCUGCAGCAGCUGAUGGAGGAGAAGAGCCUGGUGGCCGAGGGCAAAAUCCGGUCUCUACAGACGGAAAAUGAAGCGUUGCGGUUGCAUCUCAAGUUGGCCCUGGAGAGUCUUCGCAACCCUAUCAAGGUGUCUUCAUUCCCCACUACCUCGCUGGCCAUGUCCGCCGGGGACUCGACCGUGCCGCUGAUGGCCAUGGGUGAGGUUAGUACCGCCCACGGCCGAAAGAUGGAAAAUAAGUUGGUGGACGACCCCUUCGUCGAUAGCGGCAGUGGCGUCACUAGUGAUGACGAUCAAGGCCUCAUUUAUGGACAUGAUGAUGAUUAUGACACUUACGAAGAAGAAGACGACGACGACGAAGAUACAAUUGAUCUCAGCGAAAAGGCUCAUGACAUGAACGAGUAUAUGAGUGGUUUGCUCAAGGAUUUGAGCAUGUUUAGACGCAAGAUCGGGGAUGAUAAGACGAGGUUUCUGGAUGAGUUGGGCGUCAGGAAACCGCUGGGGGUGAGGACUAAUAUCAUAUGAUGACGAAGUUGGUCUGGAUUCGACGUGUUUUGGUGAACGGAUUGAUGGGAUAACGCAAGCAAGCCAGGAAGGAGUUUACGGACGGCGUUUUACAAAGGUUGAACGUAUGAGUCAACGAGUUUGGUCCUGGUGGCGUGGAUCUAUAGCUUGAGGAAAAUGAGAAGGGCUUUACAUGGAAGACGCAAAGGAUAGGAAAGGGAAGGAAAGCAGGUAAAAGCCAUGGCGAUGGGUGGAGUUUGGCCUGGACAAGGUGCGGCGGUAGGCAUUUGCUUUCAACUUCACAUUUUCUUUCUCUCAUCGUUGUCUUCAUUAUACACCGGAGUUAUGUACAAGUUCUGGCUCGGCGUGGUUUCGGUUUCUCUUUGGCAAUAUCUGUAUUUCUUAAACUUCUAUUCCCCGGGUAUAUCGUUUUUCUGCGGUCAGUAUGGGGCAUAACAAGCAUAAUGCUCCAUCAGGGACUUUUAAGGUCUAAAUCCAUCAAUGGAACUUGAUUGACAUCCGAAACAAAAGAAGAGUAUUCCCA